This is a messenger RNA of Rhinichthys klamathensis goyatoka, 427 nucleotides long. Its product is annotated as membrane-spanning 4-domains subfamily A member 15-like. NCBI's taxonomy places the organism in Eukaryota, Metazoa, Chordata, Actinopteri, Cypriniformes, Leuciscidae. Gene Ontology annotation, cellular component: membrane. The transcript is spliced from 3 exons. The record is from RefSeq and is a predicted model, not a curated record. Bases 20 to 427 code for a protein of 135 amino acids.
UUCAGAUUCAGAAAGAAGAAUGUCUAGUACUGUCAUUCCCACAAACUCGUCGACGCUGAUCAUCCAGUUUCAGGCCCCAGAACAAAUGGCUCCAGCUGAAACGGGGACAACGGCUCCAGUGACUGUUUAUGUGCCACAGACAGCUUCAGCUCCUCAAGGACUUCAGGCUUUUCUGAAAGACCAACCAAAAGCACUCGGGACUGUCCAGAUAAUGAUCGGCCUGCUGAUUCUCCUGUUGGGAAUCGUGUCUACAAUCAAUGCAGAUUCCCUCUUUGUCUUCAGUGGUUUUCCUUAUUGGGGAUCUCUCAUCUACAUUAUCGCAGGAUCACUCUGCAUUGCUGCAGAAAAUAAACUCCAUGGCAAAGCCUCCUCCAGUUUGUGUUUGGUAUGCGCACAUUCAGGGGUCCAAGCACCGAACUUUAUUUAA